Gambusia affinis (western mosquitofish) is the source of this 1762-nucleotide messenger RNA. It is a transcript of the gene rab3db, whose product is annotated as RAB3D, member RAS oncogene family, b. Gene Ontology annotation, cellular component: plasma membrane; synaptic vesicle; endosome. Gene Ontology annotation, biological process: protein localization to plasma membrane; regulation of exocytosis; protein secretion. The coding region runs from base 400 to 1065 and encodes 221 amino acids. The transcript is spliced from 5 exons. The record is from RefSeq and is a predicted model, not a curated record. Gene Ontology annotation, molecular function: GTP binding; GTPase activity. Lineage: Eukaryota; Metazoa; Chordata; Actinopteri; Cyprinodontiformes; Poeciliidae.
GUCGAAGGUGUGCGCGUGCGUGCUGCUCGCGCGCAAACUUCCAAGCGCCCAGCCCUCCUCUGCAGCUCGUGGACUCAUCCCUCCUAACAACACCUCUCAGUCGGGACCAUCAUCCAGAGAGGGCGGGCGGCAGCUCUGUAAACACACCGGGAACUUGUCAGCUGCUCCGGGACAACGACACAAGGACGAUAACAUAAAAUAAAAUAAAUAAAUUAGCAUUCUGUGUAGAAGGAAGCACGUCGGCUGCUGUUGCUUCUGCCACUGAAGCAGGAAGGGGGUUUUAGGAGCACUUUACUGGCGAGCGAACUACCCCGGCACCUUACGGGCCAGGCAGAAGAGAGCAGAACCAAACAGCCGAAAGGGGAACCAAGUAGGGCGGUUCUUUUACUGGGUGAAGAGAUGGCGUCUACCGACUCACGGCUCCAUCAGCCUCCCUCGCAGAAAGACGCGGCCGACCAAAACUUCGACUACAUGUUCAAGCUGCUGAUCAUCGGGAACAGCAGCGUCGGAAAGACCUCCUUCCUGUUCCGCUACGCCGACGAUUCCUUCACCCCCGCCUUCGUCAGCACGGUGGGCAUCGACUUCAAGGUCAAAACCGUCUUCCGCAACAACAAGCGGAUCAAGUUGCAGAUUUGGGACACAGCAGGACAGGAGCGCUACAGAACCAUCACUACAGCGUACUACAGAGGAGCCAUGGGCUUCCUGCUCAUGUAUGACGUCUCUAACCAGGACUCCUUCGGUGCAGUGCAGGACUGGGCGACACAGAUCAAGACGUACUCAUGGGACAACGCUCAGGUCAUCCUGGUUGGUAACAAGUGUGACCUUGAGGAUGAAAGGGUCAUAGCCACAGAGGACGGCCAGCGGCUGGCUGAAGAGCUCGGCUUCCGUUUCUUCGAGGCCAGCGCCAAGGACAACAUCAACGUCAAGCAGGUGUUCGAGUGUCUAGUCGACAUUAUCUGUGACAAGAUGAACGAGACCAUGGAGGAAGAGAGCAACCUCACAGCCAACCACAUGACCCACGGCUUUAAAGACUCUUCAGAAAGCAACGGUGCCUGCGCCUGCUAAGCAACGGGCCUUUUUAGAAAGUCUCCAAUCACACACACACGUACACUGAUAUGAAGAACAACUUCCACUCUGUGUCUGGACUGUGGAAAGUGCUACAGAGCCAGUUGGCUAAGUGGCUAACUGAGACGGUCUUGGUUUGGCCUCUCCUACAGGGCUGUCGUUUUCCGUAAAAUGAAGCGUUUCGUUCCAUCUCUGUUCUUUUUCUCUCUCUCUUUUUUUUUUUUGGUAUAAUAAUUUAUAACUGUGUUCUGAAGCCUCUCGAAGUUUCAACAUCCUGGGCUAAUCAGCGUUUAAUAUUUCCAGUGCCUGCUUUGUGGAUUUGGUUUUCUCACCAUCAGGAAACCACCGCACACCGAUCUAAAGAUUGACUCAUCCGACAGCACUUGUACCACAAUAAUAUAUAUACCUUUUAUUUAAUAUGUAUUUUAUAGGGAAAUAAAUGUAAACCUCAUAAUGUACCAAAGUCACUUUACCUUGUGGAUUUUAACAUCUGCCAAUAUAAGAUUUGCAUUGAUUUGAUUGACUUUUUUUUUUUUUACAGACGUGUGGAGAAAAUACAAUAAAGAAAAUACAAUAACUGUACAGAUGUAGAUAAAUCUGUUGGCACCAAUGGUAAAGCUGAGUAUGAAAAAUUUAAUAAAAUAAAUCUUUUAUCACAGCAAAAAUCCAACCUACAUUUCUGUUUCAGAAAAUGUUU